Messenger RNA from Neolamprologus brichardi, 3354 nucleotides. NCBI's taxonomy places the organism in Eukaryota, Metazoa, Chordata, Actinopteri, Cichliformes, Cichlidae. The record is from RefSeq and is a predicted model, not a curated record.
UCUCUCGCUUUCUUUCUCUCCCUCUCCCUCUCCUCAUAUCCACCGGCAACUGAGCAGGCUUCCUCACCAAGCCCGUGGAUCCCUUCACUUGACUAAUUAGCCUUGAAGUGCUGUUGAAGAUCAUCAUAUUUAGCUUAGUGACCUAGCGGCAGAGUGCAGACAGAUAUAGACUUGGCUGGCUGGAGGCAGAGUGCCUGGCAGCGGGCAAGCUCUCUAUCUCUCUCUAUUCACACUCACCGCCGAGGGCUUCUCAGUGGCGGAGCGGCGGAAGUGAGGGGCGUUUUUGCUUUGAAAGAGACGAGAAGGGGAAAAGAGAAAGAAGCGGAGCUGAGAUCACAACAAAACCUCAGAAUGGAAGUCCGCUGCAGGAGCAAAACCUCCUAGAGACAGAAACUGUGAGGUGGCAGCCGUUACUUUGCAGCAGCACUGCUUCCAACAAAAAGACAUAGAAGAUGAUGGACAGUCGCCUGUCAGCACAGGAGAGGACAAUGAGGAACCUUCCUGCAGACAGAGGCUUUCAGAAAACCAGCACCUACAUCGUGCCCUGCUUCCUCUUUGUGGAGCUGGUCAUCAUGGCAGGGACCGUUCUGUUGGCGUACUACUUUGAGUACACAGACACGUUCCCUGUGCACAUCCAGGGCUUCUUCUGCUUUGACAAAGCUUACUCCAAGCCGUACCCAGGACCAGAAGAAAACAGCAAGGCUCCACCUGUCCUCGUCUACUCUCUCGUCACCGCUAUACCCACUGUGACGAUUCUUAUCGGGGAGGUGACCAGUUUUUUUGUGAAGACAGAAGGCGCUCAGGAGAAGACCAUAGUGACGGCUGACUGCUGUUACUUCAACCCUCUCCUCCGUAGGAUCGUACGUUUUCUGGAACCUUUAAACCAGCUGCAGUGGUUUUAUUAUGCUGCUUUCCCUGCGGAUAAACCACUCAGCUGUUCAAAAAUCUCUGCAGAGUGCGGCCUCUUGUGCAUUUUAAAAAUGUACCUAAUUCAGUAUAUUACUGCUUUCCAGAUGUAUGUGACUCUGGUGUUCAGGACAAAAGGGACCCGCCUGAUGAAGCCCACAUUAUGCUUGGUGCUGCUGUCUCUGGCUGUGCUGGUUGGGGUGGUGAGGGUGACUGAACACAGGAACCACUGGAACGAUGUUCUGGCUGGAUUCGUAACGGGUGGUGCCAUUGCUGCCUUUCUGGUGUCAUGUGUGAUCAACAAUUUCAGGCCAACCCAGAUAGCAGCGCCGACUCCUCCACCUCCACAGCGCUCAGAGCCCCCCGUUGGGCUGCCUCUUCUCAGCCUGCCCCGCGUGGAGAGUCCACUUGAAAAGCUCCAGGGCUACCGUAUUCUGAGAUCACAUGACCAUCAGCCAAUCCCGUCCCCCGCCCCUCCCGAUGUGCUCCUCCCCUCACGACGUUGCCUCACCAGCGCAGUCUAGACCUGCCCACUGAGUGCCCCCCGCCCUGCCACGCCCACCCUGAAGGACGAAAGCCUCUCAGGCGAGUCAAAUCCACCCAGGUCUGAAGGUCCACCCGUCACAUGAGACAAACCAGCAAAAAUCACACACGGCGAGCCUGGCCAAAAUUCGCCAUCUGCUAAGGACCAGACGGAGACAGAGACCUGCCCUCCUUACCUUGCACUGUCCUGUUUGUCAUCCACGGUGGCCUACCUUCUCCUUUGGGUGAAAAAGACCCAUUUCAUGACUCGCCAAAGCCAGAGCUGUUAAAGCAAUACUGUUUCCUGCUUUCUUGUCCAGUUUUUCCACAAAGACUAUAAAGACUGUUGGCUGGUGAUGACUUGAUAUUUUAAAAACAACAACAACAACAAAAACAAUUAAAAAAACAACUCAGCAGCGCUGAGGGUUUGGGGAUCGAAGAAAAUCCCGGGCACAAGUGAAUUGCCCUCAAGACCAUUUUGUAACACUCAGGAUGAUUAAAUAGAAACAAGCAGAGGACAGGAAUAAGAACAAAGACCUUUAUAAUAAGAAUACAGGUACCAUCGAGAGUAUUAACAUUUUCUUUUAUCCUCAAAGUCAAUAAGAGAUGCUGUCAAAGAGAAAGCACUUUUGUAAAUUAUAGCACAGAUGAACCGACUCAGUGUUCACGAAACUGUGUUGUAUCCUAUUUUCUUUUAUUUUAUAUUGUGUGACGUGAUAGAAGAGAGAUUUAUACACACCACAGCUGUGCUCGUGAUGCCACGUGUUUUGUGGCAUCACUUAAUUCAUCCUCGAAGUGAACAGCAUUUGAUUUUCACCAACUUUCCAAAUAUCCUUAUUCCUUUCUAUUCAGGUGUGUGUUCUAAAUGUACUGUAGGAUUAAUCUCCAUCCUGUGAAACAUUAUGGAGAGCUCUGUGAUUUGACAUACUGCCUGUUCCAAUGUGAAAGUCUGUAAAAACAAAAUCCCUUUUGUCUGUUUCCCUCGUCCCCUUUUUUUAACACUUCCAUGCAUCGUCUUUUAUUCCAGAGUACAUUUAUCUAAAUACUGGACACCUGUAUGAUGUUUCCUACAUUUAUAUCAGCUGGUGUUUCCAAAACUAGUCUGUAAUAAGAGUGGUUAUGACAUCAGUUUGCUGCAGUUCAUGCAUCUGUCCUGUCUAGUUGUUCCUAGCUCCAUCAGUGUUUCCUCUCACCGAUUCUCUAACAGUGAUGGCACAGACCAGUGUGUAAGACAGAGGUAAGCCCUCUGAGCUGUGUAUAGUUUUGUACAGAAUAUAGUUUUUUUUUUUUUUACACAGUAUAUACCGCAUUAUGUUUUAUUGUGUGAAAAAUGUGAAGCUACCUGAAGCUGUCUUGUACGAACAUGAGUAGUAGCCUGAUCUAAAGCAGGAAUGUAGCGCAGUGGAGAAGUGUGUGAAAUCUAAAAGCAUAAAAUUGGGGUGUUUGGCUCACAACUUGCUUGCUUCUGCUCAGUUCAAAAGGACACUCCAGGGAGGGUAUACUACUCUACACACUGGGUUACAUAAAGAAGACGUUGUUAAGGUUUUAUUAAGCGUGUGUGUGUGUGUGCGUGCGUGUGCAUAUUUGUUUGUAUGUUUAUAAUGAGCACAUUGUAUGGCAGCAUAACUGUUAAUUUGGCAAUCUGUUUUCUUAAGUUAAACUGUCAAAAGUAGCUGCUAUAAUUACACACUUGCGCAUGUGUGUAACUGCAGGCCUUCAAAGGACCCCUGCCAAGGCUUCUUAACAAUGCCUGUUAUAGCAGGUGCUCAUUAUAGCUCUGUGAUUACCUACGGUGAAACUUUUCAGUCGGAAUUUUUUUUGUAAAUAACUGAAGAGAUAGAGAAUACCAUAACUGUCUAAAUAAUGUUAUUUUCAUGUUGAAAUGUCACUGUUUUGUAUUUAUUUACCAAAAUAAAUUACAAUUAU